Ostreococcus lucimarinus CCE9901 is the source of this 1647-nucleotide messenger RNA. RefSeq lists its product with no specific name. NCBI's taxonomy places the organism in Eukaryota, Viridiplantae, Chlorophyta, Mamiellophyceae, Mamiellales, Bathycoccaceae. The record is from RefSeq and is a predicted model, not a curated record. Gene Ontology annotation, biological process: chromatin remodeling; regulation of transcription by RNA polymerase II. Gene Ontology annotation, molecular function: protein binding; zinc ion binding; chromatin binding. The coding region runs from base 1 to 1647 and encodes 548 amino acids. Gene Ontology annotation, cellular component: nucleus. The transcript has a single exon.
AUGGCGAGCGCGCUCGUGCCGAAACGGCGACGGGUGGCGACGGAAAACGCGAUGACGAAGCUGAGUGGGAACGGGGAGUCGUGCGCACUGUUUAACUGUAACUAUUGCCAAAAGGACAUCUCGAACGUGGUGCGCGUACGGUGCGCGGAGUGCGCAAACGUGGAUCUGUGCACGGAGUGCUUCGCGGUCGGCGUGGAGCCGCACCCGCACAAGGCGUAUCAUCAGUAUCACGUCAUCGACAACAUGUCGUUUCCGCUGUUCACGCGAGAUUGGGGGGCUGACGAAGAGUUGUUAUUGCUGGAGGCAGUGGAGAUGUUCGGGUUGGGGAACUGGACCGAGGUGAGCGAACACGUCGGGACGAAGACGCGCGCGCAGUGUCACGCGCACUAUUUUGAAGUCUACGUCAAGUCUCCUUGCGCGCCGUUACCGGAUAUGUCGAAGAUUUUAGGAAAAGGCGUCGCGCGUAUGACAUCAGACGAGCUCAAAGCGGAGGCGGAGCAAAAGGCGAACGAAAAUAAGGAUGUGGAGGAGGAGGAGAAGCUUCUCGAAUCGCUUGCUAACCCGAACGCAGUGAAGACGGAGGGCAACGUGCAGGAACUCACAGGUUACAACAUCAAGCGCAAUGAGUUCGAUCCCGAAUACGACAUGGAUGCCGAACUUCCCCUGGCGGAGAUGGAAUUUCGCGAAAACGACACCGAAGAAGACGUCCAGAUGAAGCUGCGAAUGAUUGAAAUCUACAACAGCCGGCUUCAAGAACGAGCGAGAAGAAAACAAUUCAUUCUCGAACGCAAUCUGCUGAACGUGAAAAAGCAACAAAACGUGGAAAAGAAGCGUUCACAAUACGAGCGCGACUUACACGGCACCAUGCGUAUAUUUGCACGCUUUCUCACGAGUACCGAGUACGACGUCUUGCUCGAGGGUCUCGCCGCGGAGCACCGAAUCCGAACCCGCAUCACCGAACUGAAAGAGUACAGACGCAAUGGUAUUCAUACCAUCGCAGAGGGCGAGGAUUACGAUUUGGAGAAGCGUCGUCGUGAGACGGAGUUCGCUCGUCUACACGCGAUCGAGCAUCCAACUAGCAAGAACAUAGCCAGAGCGAACAAGUUCAUCGUGCGAGAUGCCACACAAAUCAAUGAGCAGUUGACUCGCAUGAACGACGAAGACAAGACGGUAUCCGUGAUCCCGACGCCUCGUACGUCGAGCUUAGGUCCUCGCCGUCGAAUGUACUUGUCACUUGAUCUCGCCGAUCUUCCAGGCGUAGACCUUUUGAACGACGACGAAAAGGAGUUGUGCAGGAGCUGUCGCUUAUUGCCUGUGCAGUAUCUCUCGAUGAAGGUGGAGUUGAUGCGAGAGGGUCUCAAGUCCGAAAAGCCGCUCAACAGAAAUCACGUUCGGAAUAUGUUCAAAGUAGACCCACUCAAGGCUAUUCGUGUGUAUGAGUUACUCCUACAGCACGGCUGGGUGUUGGAAGACGGCUUCGUGAACCCAGGUGAGGAUGAAGACUCCGAACCUGCGCCGAAAAAGUCAGCCAGCGCAGACGAGGAGGAAGACGAGGAGGACGAUGAAGUAGAUUACGAAACCGACGAUAACGACGAAGACGAGGACGAGGAAGACGACGAGGAAGAGGAUAGCGAGGAAGACGAUUAG